AUUUAAUCGACUCCAAAGCCGCGGCCAGAGAGCUCAUCAACUUUACGGUUUUAAAAUAUCUUACAACAGCUGUUAGUAGUCCAUUUGAAGUAUCCAAAACAUUACUACAAGUGCAGUACAUGCCUCGUGAAGAUGCCGAGGUAACCUCUGUCGCAAGAACUUCAACUACAAUUGAUUCGGAUAACGAAGAAGAACAGUAUAAUGAAUAUUCAGAGGAUGAAGAGGAAGACGAUUUUUACGGCGAGGAAGGUUCAAGAAGAAGAAGACGCUAUUCGGCUGGAAGCGAUCCUUUAAAUACCGGAACACUCGAUAUCGAAGAUCCUUUAUUCAAAAAGAAAGUUCCUGUUGAUUCAAAUGGAUAUAUCGUGCGUACUAGUGUAUACGAUGAAUCAACCCGACCUCCCCAUCAAAUCAAACCUAUUGACGGCGGUGUUUGGCAAGGAAUUGGAAAAUUAAUGAAGCAACCUCAUGAAGGAUGGCGUUCAUUGUUUAAAGGACAAUAUACAAACUGGAUUUACGAAAUUUCUCAUCUAUUUCUUCAACCAACCCUUGAAGGUUCUUUAAAUGAUAUGUUUGACCUUUAUGACGAUACGAUACCACUUGUUCACUUGGAUCACGUAGGCCCCAACUUGGCUACUUUGGUCGCAAGUAACCUUAUAGUUGGAUUUAUUUUAAGUCCUUUGGAGCUAAUUAGAACUAGAAUGCAAGUUCAAUCAGCUUCACCUUUACAGCGCAAAUACAAAGGCCCUUUCCACGCACUUAAAACCAUUAUUCAAGAAGAAGGAGGAAUCAAGGGACUUUAUUUCUCUCACAACUUAUUACCAACCAUUCUUUUUCAUACGAUCACACCCUUGUUACAAAAUACAACACCUUUAAUCAUUGAUCGUAUCCUGCGCAUCUCUGCAAACGAAUCACCAUUUUUAUACAGUUUUGCAGAAUUAGCUUUAAACACAAUGGAAGUCGUGAUCACUUUACCUUUGGAUACCAUCCGUAAACGUCUUCAGUGUCAAAUCAGAACACGUACACCGGGAAAUAAACGAUUCGAGACGGUAGUUGCAACAAGACCCGUUCCUUACACAGGUAUUGCUAAUGCAGCUUACUGUAUCAUCAAAGAAGAAGGCGGUAGACCUAAAAAGAAGGGCGGUAAAAAGACUAGCGCAUAUCAGAAAAAGAGUAUUUUGACCGAUUGGAGUUUAAGAGGUUUAUAUCACGGGUUCAACAUGCAAUGUACAUCUAAUGUAGUCUUGUUCUUCUUGCAUGCGAUCAAUGGUAUCGAAGAUGAUUACGAGGAUUUUUAAAAAACCUAGCUUAAUAACUUUUAAAAAAAAAAGAUAAAAAAAAGUCAAAUAAAAGUACCACUAACUAAAUCAUAGUUAAAUUGAAGUAAUCUACAACUCUGAUUAAUAUAAAAUUGUAAGCAUGUUCGACAGCAUUUAUUCCCGAACUCCGCGCAACACGUUCAAGAUCUGACAGUAGAAAAUAAUCAGGCAAGGUAAUUCAUAAUCCUGUCAAAAAUCUGUUGAUUUAAUUGUCAUGCGUUAAAAGAAGAGAUAAAUGCAUGAAAAUAAAGUAUUAGAACCCCCUCACACCGAAAUUUACCUUGUGCAAAUUACGAGAAACUGGUAAAAAUAGAAGACAGUUUUUUUUUUUUAAAAAAAAAGUGCCUGAAUUACAAUUAAUAAAAUUUGUGACACAGCACUAUUUCAGUACAUC
Messenger RNA from Mucor mucedo, 1713 nucleotides. RefSeq names its product mitochondrial carrier domain-containing protein. The record is from RefSeq and is a predicted model, not a curated record. NCBI's taxonomy places the organism in Eukaryota, Fungi, Mucoromycota, Mucoromycetes, Mucorales, Mucoraceae. Bases 120 to 1298 code for a protein of 392 amino acids. The transcript is spliced from 4 exons.